AUGUAUGUGGACCUCUGGGGUAAAGUUGGGCGUUUAGGUUUCCGCGUGAGGACUCAGAAGAUUUUGGAAGAUAGAGACACAUUAAGCUCUUGUAGUUUCCCCACUCAAGUGAUUGAUCCCUCCCUGCUAGCUCCAGAGCUACAGCGACCCAUAACAGUACUUGAUAAAGCUCUUCGUUCGCCUCCUUCUGAUUCAGGGACACCCUACCCACAAAGGAAUCCGUCCACGAACCCGCAUGUAUUCGAACUGAUGGACUCUGAAGACGGCCAACAGUUCAUCAAGCAUCUCGCCCACUUUGUGCGGACUCACGAGAAAGCUCUAGCAAAUGCUUUACAAUUACAGAGGCGGAAUCCCCGCCGAAGGGACUCAGCACCUGCCAUAACUGGUACAGGAAGCCACCCAUCGUCACCACUUAAUUCCACCUCAUCAUCAUCCGGCUCAGCUCUAGCGGCAGCCUUUUCUCUACCAUCACUGUCGUUCUCGCCGCAGUACAUCAAGCCCCAGAAACUGUCGCUCACACCCCAUCACCUCUACUACCUCUUGACACGAUUCGAAGAACUCAACAUUCCAGUUGGAUCUAUGGGUGUGCGUCUCGAGAAUAUCCACGCAGAGACUUCACCAGCAAACUAUGUCUCGUUUCUCAGAGAUUCGUCUGCUCAGUCCAAACGAAGAAACAUAUCUUCAGAUAGCUUGUCAAUUCACUCAGUGUCCAGCGUCAAGAGUGUCAUGACUGGGAUGAACUCCCUGUGGUCCUCUUUUGGACUCGGUACAUCAGCAGAGUUAAAGAGUGCGAGAGCAAAGGCAGCGCUUGAAGCAGAUUUGAAGUAUCUAUAUUCAGCUUUUACUAAAAUCCCAUGCCUUAGGCUAGCUCCUGAUAGGAAGUCACGAUUGAUCGAGGGCUUCGAGGAGUUUCCUUUCGACACCGCAGUUCCCUUGUUGGCUUUCAAAAACGUCAGUGCAUUGGAGAUUUGCGAUAUCGAUAUCCGCCAGUUCUUUGGAUGGGAUCAAUUGGCUGAGAGAGUACGGAGCUUGACGGUCAAAAGAGGUGGCAUUGAGGACCCCGCAGAGCUCAUCAUUGCUAUUGUUCUGGAUGAUAUGGAUAAACGACGAUCAAGGUCUGCAAAGUCACAAUCCUCGCCAAUCAUGCCGUAUCCUGUAUCGGUUGUCCCAACGGAAGCCCAGUCUUCAUCGGCACUUCCUUCGACACCUCCUUCGCCUACAACUUAUCAUCCGGUGCUGAUUGGCGGAAGCGCGCCCACAGGCCAUUAUCAUGCGAUGUCCAGAGAUCCUUCGAACACUUCACGAGACAGCUCGAAAACACGGCCACGGAGUUACUCCCCGUCUCGGCCGGCCAGCUCUAGGAACAGUUCAGCGGCGGGUACUCACCACCGCUCACAUCGGAUGCGAAGAUCGGAAUCUGGAAGUAGUCAUUCCUCUUCGACAUCUACCGUUCUUCCUGGGUCACCUCGUGGUACUAGUCCGCCUACCGUUGUUCCUGGGUCACCUCGUGGUACUAGCCCGCCUAAAGUUGUUCCUGGGUCACCUCGUGGUACUAGCCCGGCAAAGGAGGAUCCUAUGGCGAAGAAAUGGAGGUUCUUGAGGCAUUUGUCAUUGGCGGAUAACAGCUUGACAUCCAUCUCCUCUUUCGCAUUAAUUCCAUUGGCAAAUUCGUUAUCGUCACUUGACCUUUCCUCCAAUCUUUUCACAUCCAUUCCAGAGACUUUAUCCACGCUUUCAAACUUGCGAGCUUUAAAUCUAUCUAACAAUAUGAUCGACUCACUUCACUCGUUGACUCGCAACCCCCUCCCCGCCAUAACCGCGCUAAAUCUUCGUGGCAACCGCCUAGCGUCGAUUGCGGGCAUAGAGCGGCUGCUAUCAUUGGAACGUCUGGAUUUACGGGAAAAUAAGCUUGCAGACCCCACUGAGUUGGCUCGGUUAACGGGCGUACCGAACAUGGCAGAGAUUUGGGUUGCGGCAAACCCUUUUACGAAGACUCACCCCUCGUACCGAUUGAUGAUAUUCAACCUUUUCAGGAGCACACCGGGUUAUACGGAUGAUAUUACGCUAGACUCUCAAGGGCCUGGGAUGGUCGAAAAGCGGAGUUUGGUCGAGAGAGCGGCAGAGCUACCCAGCGUGCCGGUGGUGAGGAUGCCUCAACCACAAAGCGUAGUCGUCAACACAGUUGCAGCGAUCGAUCCCAAGAAGAAGGAAAAGCAAGAAAGUGAAAAGUCGAUCAAGAUGGUUACCAGCACUAGUGAUGUGGCCAGGGCAAAGAAGAAGCCUGGAAGAAGGAGAGUGGUUGAGCUUGGUCGCGAGGACAGUAGCUUAUCAAUUAGCGAGCAUAGAUUAACAAAGUCACCUCAACCACCUUCCGUGCACUCAUCGAUCAGCUCAAAGGUAUCAACAGCACCUAAAGAUAUUCCACACCAUCAUGAUGAAUCAUCCUCCGGGGCUGAAUCAUCCCCUCAACAGCAUGCAUCUUCAUCCCCUAGAGAGAAUAUUGACUGGGAGAUGAGGGGAGAUGAAUACCGGCGUAAAGUCGAGGCUUUGAAGAUGGAUGUUGGGAGUGGUUGGUUGAGUGUAUUGAGCGAGGAGGGUAUGUCAUUGGCCACGUCGAGAAAGUCGACGCCCGGGGCAACGAAUACCAGCCCUGUAGCUCAGUGGAAGAGACCUGGUUAA
Molecule: messenger RNA, 2679 nt
Organism: Morchella importuna
Lineage: Eukaryota; Fungi; Ascomycota; Pezizomycetes; Pezizales; Morchellaceae
Exons: 7
Coding region: 1-2679 (892 amino acids)
Cellular component (GO): cytoplasm
Molecular function (GO): protein kinase binding
Source: RefSeq, a predicted model, not a curated record